CAUAGCUAAAUAGACAUACUAACAUUACAAGUUAUCAAAUGUAUAAUUUAUUUGAUAGCUUUUGUCAUAUUAACAACUAUCUAAAAAUUGUAACAACGUGCCCCCUGCUCCCCUACUAACGUGAGUAGAUGGCAAAAAUGUAGCCGCGCAUUCCCACAAUUUUUAAGAAGAAAUGGGGUUUGAUUAGAAACUUCGAUAAACUGGCCAGAAGGAAUCAUUCCUAUAGUUAUAAACAAGGAAUGUGAAGAGCCACAAAUUUGUGAUUCAGAGAAAAUCGAAAAUCUACAGUCUAUAUCAGAAGGUUCAACAUCAACUUUUACUCCAAGGAAACCUUUUGAAAAUUUAGGUUCCAAACAAAAACGAGUUGAUAUCUUAAGUUUAUCUCCAGACGAAGUGACCAGUGUUACAAUAAAUCAAUUGAAAAGUGCUGGAUAUGAAGAGGUUGCAAAGGACCUAGAUAAAGUCAAAAAAUGUCUGAAUGAUAGUAAAAAAAACUAACAUGUAUUCAUCCGAUAGAGCGUUGGCAUUGUUUCCCUAAAACUAUUGAAGUGGCAAUACUACAUCUUAGAGAGGCAGUGAGCGAAACUGGCUCUGAGCUAUAUCCGUCAUGUUACAAGCUUAAGCAAGCCAAAUUACAGCGUUAUCCAGACAAAGAAGACAAGACAAUUACUGAUGAAGGAGCAUCCAUUAAACUUCAAGCCCUGCUGAACUUGACAGUAUCAAGACUUCUGGAUGUACUUGCUUCCGACACCACAACACAUACACCAGCAGAAACUCUGGCACUGGCCCCCGAUACCUCACCGCAUAAACAAAUAGAAACAACAAAAAUUUCCAAAAUCAAAGAGGCAAAGGCACUGCUAGUAAAUGCAAAAACCCAAUUAAAGAUAUCAACAAAUCCAAAAGAGGAAACAAUAGAUGAGGUAAUAAAAACAAUAAACAAGACAUAUGAAAUACUAAAAGAACUAGAAAUAGAAACCGGAAAAAACAAUAAAAAUAGGAAGGAAACCAACACACAGCAACAUCAAAAUAUACAAAAUUAAUAUAAGGAAAGUGAGGACAAACUUAUGCAAACAAUAGAAGAACACACAAAAUUAAUAAACGAAAAUAAUAAAAAGAUAGAAAAACUAAACGAAAAUCUAAUAAAAUACCACAACACCGAACACAACAACAACAGGACAUACGCAGCCGUAGUAGCACCAAACACAGCAAGAAAAACAAGAGAACCAGCACUGCACUCCAUAAAGAUUACAUCCAAAAAUACACAAGAAACAGGAGAGGAAAUUCUAAAUAAAAUCAGAGAAACCGUCAAAGCCAAGGAAGGAGAUAUAAAAAUAGAAAAAAUAAGGAAAGCUAAAGACCGCAAAAUUAUAAUAGGAUGUAACACAAUAGAAGAACGCAGAAAAUUAAAAGAAAAACUUGGAAAUGAAAAAGAACUGAUAGUGGAAGAAAUGAAAAACAAGGAUCCAUUGGUAAUACUCAAAGGAGUAUUAACAAAGAACACAGACGAUGACAUAAUAGAGGGACUCAGAACACAAAACAAGAACAUCUUUAAGGAAUUAGAAAAGGAACAGGACAGGAUUGAAAUAGCCUUCAAAAAAAGAGCCAGGAAUCCACUCACAAACCACAUCAUACUUAGAGUCUCACCCAAACUGUGGAACUUGAUGAUCGAAGCGGGCGCAGUACACAUUGACCUGCAGAAGAUAAAAGUAGCUGACCAAUCACCAUUGGUGCAGUGCUCCAAGUGCUUGGGGUACGGCCAUGGUAAAAGGUUCUGCAAAGAGGAAUCAGAGAAGUGCAGCCAUUGUGGUGGGUGGGGUGCUAGGGUCGGAAACCUCCAUGUUGGGCCGCCGCUUGGAUUGCUCUGGGACAAGUCCUGGGGGAAUGGAAGCGGUUGGUCCGGUGCACCCUGGACGGCGGCAGAUGGGGUCCUUUUCCUCUACGGGGGGAGGGAAGUCAUCUGUCGCUGA
Messenger RNA from Papilio machaon (common yellow swallowtail), 1967 nucleotides. Its product is annotated as chromosome partition protein Smc-like. Lineage: Eukaryota; Metazoa; Arthropoda; Insecta; Lepidoptera; Papilionidae. The transcript has 2 exons. The coding region runs from base 1065 to 1967 and encodes 300 amino acids. The record is from RefSeq and is a predicted model, not a curated record.